This is a messenger RNA of Spodoptera littoralis (African cotton leafworm), 381 nucleotides long. The record is from the annotation of a GenBank genome assembly. Lineage: Eukaryota; Metazoa; Arthropoda; Insecta; Lepidoptera; Noctuidae.
AUGGCCAUCAGCAGAUUGUCCCUGAUCAAGUUUUUGGAGCUGGUGCUCACAUGUUCGUGUGUCGCCCUCCACUACCACAGCUACGAUGGUGAUGCUCAGACCGGUAUGCUGGUCACCGGUACCUUCGUGGGAUACCUUAUCAUAUUUGCCGGAGCUGCUGCCGGUUAUGUCAUGCAGACACCCUCGCACAAACGCGUUGACAUUUUCUACUCGUUGAUCGGAGUUGCCUUGUUCGUCGCAAGCGGAGCCCUUAUUAUUGACAAAUACCAGAACGCGUCAAAAUCAGAAUGGAGGGACAAGAACUUGGCAAAGGCUUCCCUCGCCAUCAUCAAUGGUGCCCUCCUCCUGUUGGACGCCGUCCUCACACAGCGUGGAGGCUAA